AUGGGUCAAGGUCAAUUUGUGAAAUCUGGGCAAGCAGGACAAUUUAAUAGACCACUGCAACAACAAUCACAAUGGCAACAAAUAUCUGCAUUAUCUGACAGAACUUCAAAGCUUGAAGAAACUUUUCAACAAUUUAUGCAGGUAACUAUCUUCAAGCAUAAGAGCACUGAAGCUGCUAUAAGGAAUUUGGAGAUGCAGGUGAGCCAACUGGCUAAGAAGUUGGAGGAUAAAGUUGAGAAGCAAUUUGGGGCUAAUAUUGAGGUUAACCCUAAGGAAGAAUGCAAAUCUAUUGAGUGUGAAAAAAUUGAUAAAGAAAAGCAAUAUGAGCGUUUUAAGGAGAUCUUCAAGCAAUUGGAGAUUAUUGUGCCCUUGACCGAAGCACUACAGCAAAUUCCUACUUAUGCGAAGCACUUGAAGAAAGUCCUCAAAAAGAAGAGAUAUUUAGAUGAGGAAACUAUUGAUGUACAGGGCAAUUGCAGUUUUAUCUUGCAGAAGACACUUCCUCCAAAAGUUAAAGAUCCAGAAAGUUUUAAUAUUCCUUGCGUCAUAGGGAAUGUUGAGAUAGGGAAAGCCCUAAUUGAUUUAGGGUCAAGCAUUAAUUUGAUGUUCUUAUCUGUGCUUGAAAGGAUUGGUGGUCUUAAAAUGAAGCCUACUAAGGUUAGUUUGCAAUUGGUGGAUGGAUAUACCAAAGAGCCUUAUGGUGUAGCGGAGGAUGUUGUGGUUUGCAUAGACAAACUUAGAUUCUUGGUUGACUUUGUGGUAAUGGAAAUGGAGGAAGACUUAUAG
This is a messenger RNA of Vigna angularis (adzuki bean), 786 nucleotides long. RefSeq lists its product as uncharacterized. NCBI's taxonomy places the organism in Eukaryota, Viridiplantae, Streptophyta, Magnoliopsida, Fabales, Fabaceae. The coding region runs from base 1 to 786 and encodes 261 amino acids. The transcript has 2 exons. The record is from RefSeq and is a predicted model, not a curated record.